Molecule: messenger RNA, 528 nt
Organism: Vitis vinifera (wine grape)
Lineage: Eukaryota; Viridiplantae; Streptophyta; Magnoliopsida; Vitales; Vitaceae
Product: putative F-box/LRR-repeat protein At5g41840
Exons: 1
Coding region: 1-528 (175 amino acids)
Molecular function (GO): protein binding
Source: RefSeq, a predicted model, not a curated record
AUGGCGGAGGAGCAAAUUGAUCAAAUAUCGCAACUGCCUGAUGACAUAUUGAGAAGUAUCUUGAGUUUACUUCCCACUAGGGACCUUGCUCGAACCAAUUUGGUGUCAAAGGCAUGGCGAAAGCUAUUUGCUUUUUCCUCUCUCCCAAUUUUGAUGUUCAAGUCUUCGGAUUUUCUCGUUGCACCUUGCAAAGACACUGAUGUCUCCUCCUUUAUCAAUGCCAUCGAUUCCUACCUAAAACUCCGUCAGAAAGAUGCAAGUCUUGAGAAACUUCGGCUCCAUGUGCAUCUCAAUGACGUCGAAUCGCUGAUAGACUCGUGGAUCAACGCGGCACUUGAGAGGAAGGUGAAGGAACUGGAUCUAUUUAUACUACCCAGGGGAAGGGCGAGAAGAAAGCCUUAUAGCUUGCCGGCUAAAAUUUUUGCUGCCAUAAAAAUUACUGUUCUCAGUUUACAGCGUGUCAUAAUGGAAAUCUAUGGUGAUAUAGAUCUUUCGACGCUACGAAAGUUGUAUUUAGGAGAAAUCUAG